Molecule: messenger RNA, 249 nt
Organism: Loa loa (African eye worm)
Lineage: Eukaryota; Metazoa; Nematoda; Chromadorea; Rhabditida; Onchocercidae
Exons: 2
Coding region: 1-249 (82 amino acids)
Source: RefSeq, a predicted model, not a curated record
AUGAAGCCUUUUUUGCGGAAGAAGGCCGAAUUACAGAUAUCGCAAAACCAAAAGCUAAGAGCUGAGGUAGAAGCUGCGGAAAAGAGAUUUCGACGUUUACAAGAGUUAAUCAAAAUUCAGGAGAAGUAUUUGAAUUACGAAAAUAAAGAUGAACUUUUAGCACAGAAGGCUGAGUGUGAUGCUAUUCUGUUUCAAAUUGAAAACUGGGCGGCAAAGCAUGGAUUCUCUGAGCGUCUUACAGUAAUCUGA